AUGGAGGAAGAAUUAAAAUGCCCUCAUUGUAAGGAAUUCGCAACAGGUGAUCAUCAUCCGGUGCUAUUAAGUUGUGCACAUAGCUAUUGCCGUCAAUGUGCAGUGCAAUCGCAACAACCAGCCUGCCAUGGAGUACCAUCUGGUUCUUCUGCUACACUUCCUCCAACAGUAUAUUCGCAUCUACAACGAGUCACUCCUCUCUCUCCUCCAUGUUCAAGUAGUGGUGCAAGUGAUACAAUAUCAGUAUGUAUAUCCGAUCAAGAUCAAGAAAGUGAUAAGCUAUCGGUGGUAUCAGAGGCGGACAGUGGUGUUGUAAUAUGUGGACGGAAUUCAAGACCAUCGUCUUUGAUUGGGUCAGCACUAUCACAGCAAACACAUCUUCAUCGUCUUCCAUCGAUAUUAACUCCAUCGACUUCAGAAUGCACAAUUACAUGUAAAGCAUGUCAAAAGCCUACUUACUUACCCGAUGAACAAACAAUUUUAAAUAUGCAAAAAAAUGUUGCCUUAUGCAAUCUGAUAAAUAGAUAUCGUUCCAGUCAAAUUAGUGCAGCAAAAGAUAAAACUGCAUCUGAAACUAUUAACUGCCAACUCUGUGAUACCGAUAAACCGGCGGUAGCAAGUGUUUUCUGUGAGCAGUGUGAUAUUUUUUAUUGUCAAUUAUGUCAAUCAACUUUGCAUCCCUCUAGAGGACCAUUGGCAACACACAAAUUGGUGCAUCCAUCGGCUAAGAAAUUAUCUACUCCAUCAUUAGUAUUAGUAAAGGAAUCGAAAUGCACGAAUCAUCCAACGGAAGUGCUAACAAUGUAUUGUGUUAUUUGCCGAACUGCAAUCUGUUGCAUUUGCCUUCAGGAAAUUAGACAUUCAAAUCACGAUGUGCAAAGUAUUGAAAAAAUGUGCAAAUGUCAAAAGGUUGGUUGA
Dracunculus medinensis (Guinea worm) is the source of this 918-nucleotide messenger RNA. NCBI's taxonomy places the organism in Eukaryota, Metazoa, Nematoda, Chromadorea, Rhabditida, Dracunculidae. The record is from the annotation of a GenBank genome assembly.